Molecule: messenger RNA, 1922 nt
Organism: Cladocopium goreaui
Lineage: Eukaryota; Dinophyceae; Suessiales; Symbiodiniaceae
Source: the annotation of a GenBank genome assembly
GGCUGUCGCCACUUGAAUGGCAGUGCCCAACUAUGGGGGAAGGUGGCAAACGUCCAGCAGAGGAAACUCAGGCAGAUGCAGAUGCUGCUGUUGAAACCGCUUUGUCCAAGCCAGACUCGAGACCCAGAAAGCGAAGGAGUGGCUGGGAUGACGUCGGCGAUGGCACUCAGGCAGUGGCGGCCGCCCCCCUGACGGUGCCGAUGUCAGUCCCUCCUGGUGCUGCUGUUGUGGAGUUCAAGGUGGAUCAAGGUGUCGUCGGCUUUCUGAUCGGCAAGGGAGGCGAGACCUUGCGCUCCAUGGAGGUCAGCAGCACUGCCACCAUCAAGAUCGAUCAGAGCUCCAAGGAGAUGGGUUACAGCAUGGUGCGUAUCACUGGCUCGGAGCAGGCGGUGGCCGUGGCCAAAGCCUUGUUAGAUGGCCGCGUCAACGAGAAACGCGCCAAUGCCUCCGGUCAGAGACGAGGCCCUGGGCAUCUGCCCGAUGGAGGAGCACUGGGAGCACCAGCAUAUGGAGGGGCCUCCGAUUCUGGCGCAGUAGGCUGGGAAACGCAAAUCGAGCAGUCUUCUGUGGGUUUCUUCAUCGGCAAACAGGGCGAGUACAUCAAACGAAUACAGGCCCAAACUGGUGCCACUGUGGUCAUAGAUCAAGAGACCAAAGAAUAUGGGUACAGCAUGAUACGCAUUAUGGAUGGGCCAGGCUUGAGAGAAGCCUCAGAAAUGGUAAAGUACAGGCUGGAUCAAGUGAAAGAAGCUGCGGUGCAAAGAGCUCCAGCAGGUGAAUAUGAAGAGAUAUCCAUUCCUCAAGGACAAGUGGGUGCCAUUAUCGGCAAAGGUGGUGAGACUCUUCGGCAGAUCAAGGCUGAAAGUGGAGCAGUCAUAGUGUUGAGCCAAGAGACGAAAGGCCAAGGCUUCAGCACGGUCCGUUUUGCUGGGAAUUUCGCAGAAGUGGCAAAAGCCAAAGAGUUGGUUCAUAUGAGACUUGCUGAGCGCGAACAGGGCCAACAGGGCCAACAGGGCCAUGGCCAGUGCCAGGGUGGCGGCCAUGGCCAAAGCUGGUCCGGAAACUGCGGAGGUUCUGGUUGGUAUGGCGAUGUGAACCCACCUCCACCACCCAGUUCCAAAGGAAAUUGGGGAAAUGGUAAAGGCUGCGGUGACAAUUGGAAUGGCUGUGGCAGCUGUGGCAGUUGUGGCAGUUGCGGUGCCUGCUCGGGUUCGCUUGGCGGUUGUGGAGACAAUGGGUGUCAUGGGUGCGGUCCAGGGACACCUAUUAGUGGCGACUAUGAGCCAAGUCCAGGUUGCGGUUGCCCUGGUUGCAGUGGCUGCACUGGCUGCAGUGCACAGCUAGGACUUCAACCGCAACCUGUGCAGCAACCUGUGCCCAUGCAACAAAUGCAACAGAUGCAACAGAUGCCUAUGCAAACGGGGAUGCAGGGGAUGCAGGGGAUGCAACCUAUGCAGCCGAUGCAACCAAUGGCGCAGCAAUUUUCGCAACCUAUGCAGCAGCCAAUGCAACAGCCCCUGCUGCAGCCAAUGCAACAGCCGAUGCAGCAACCAAUGCAACUGCAACAGCCCCAGUUCCAGCAACCUAUGCAGUUUCAACCACAGCCGUUCCAACAGCAGCCUCUGCAGCAAUCACUUUCGCUUCAAAUGCAGCAACCUGCCAUGCAGCCCAUGCAGCCCAUGCAGCCCAUGCAGCCGGCGAUGCAGCCGGCAAUGCAACCGAUGCAACCGGCGAUGCAACCGGCGAUGCAACCCAUGCAGGCUCUCCCCACGGGAGCCAUGGGCUAUCCACCGGGUCCGGGUCUUCCUCCACAAGCUGUGCAAACUCAAGCAGCUCCUCAAGGUCUGCCAGCUCUGCCAGCCCCUUGGUGAGCAGAUCGUGUGAGGCGAUCGCUGAGUGAAGGCUGUUCCGGGCGAGGAAAA